This is a messenger RNA of Emiliania huxleyi CCMP1516, 4692 nucleotides long. RefSeq lists its product as hypothetical. The record is from RefSeq and is a predicted model, not a curated record. The transcript is spliced from 8 exons. Gene Ontology annotation, cellular component: cytoplasm; nucleus. Gene Ontology annotation, molecular function: molecular adaptor activity. Lineage: Eukaryota; Haptophyta; Isochrysidales; Noelaerhabdaceae. The coding region runs from base 1 to 4692 and encodes 1563 amino acids. Gene Ontology annotation, biological process: proteasome assembly.
AUGAGCACCCCAGGUGCCAACACCGCGCUGCUCGAGAAGCUCGAGAAGGCCGAGCUGCGAAUCGGGCUAUGCGAGGACUCCAAGCUCGCGAAGCUUCUUGAUCCGGCGCUGCCCAACAUCAUCGGCUUCCUCGCGACGGACGACGCCGCUGUGCGGGCCAAGGUGAUGGCCAUACUGACCCACCUCAACAAGAGGAUCCGCGGCGACUCGUCCGUCGCCCUGCCGCUCACUCCACUGGCAAAGCAGUUUGCCAACCCAGCCACUGCACCGAUGGCCUCCAACUUUUGCCUCGUCUACCUUGAGAUGGGACUCGGCCGCGCGGCGCCUGCACAGCGCGCGGUCGUGGUGCCGCCUCUGCUGCGUGGCAUCGCGCGCCGCGGCGCGGCACAGCAGGAGACGCUCCUCUCGCUGUUGCUCGGCUCCCUCUCCGAGCUGCCGCUGCCCGGCUCGCACGCCGAGCUCGAGGGGAGGCUGCCCUUCCUGACCGACCCGGCGGACCGCGCCCUCGUCCUCGAGUGGCUCCUCGACCUCCUCCAGUUCCUCCCUCCUCCCGCCGCUCCCGCCGCCGACAGGAGCGCGGAGCCACCGCCGGGCCUCUCUGCAGACGCCGCCAAGCGAGUCAAGGGCCGCCUCUCACACGAGGAGGUGCGCGGCGAGCUGCUCGCCGCCAAGAAGCUCGCCGCCUGCCGCCUGCUCGGAGCACCCGCCGGCGGGGCGCCCGUCCCAGUCGCCUCCUCCGACGCGCCCGCCGUGACUGCGGCCGGCGGCCCUGCGACUGCGGCCGGCAGCCCUUCGGCCGGCGGAGAGGGCCCGCUCUUCUCGCCGCUCGAGACGCUGCCGCACUGGCUGGUCGCCUCGUGCGACGGCGAUGGCGCGGUCAAGACGACGGGCGAGGCCAGGCUUCGCGCGGUGGCCGCCGGGACUGACCUCGAGUCGCACGCCCUCAUCGACUCGCUCUGCAGCCUCGCGGUCAGCCACCUCUGCCGCUCGGUGGCCGCCGCCUCGCGCUUCCCGGGCGUGCUGCAGGCGACCUUCCACGCCCUCUUCGCGGGCGACGCGACGCCGCGGCUGCAGCAGCAGGGCGCCGCCCUCGCGGAGCACAUCUCCUCGCACGCUGCGCUGCCGCUGCUGGACGCCGCGGGGGCGCACCUGCUGGCCGGCCUGCUUCGCGUGACGCGCGGCGAGGCCACGCCCGGGCUGCGGCCCGACGCCCCGGAGGCGGUCUCGAUGCGCAGCCACGCGUACGGAGCCCUCGCCGCCCUCUGCCGCCGCGCGCCAAAGCUGCUCGCCGCAGACUCGGCUCUGCCCACGGAGCUCUUCGGCGCGCUCCGCACCGAGGAGGCGGGCGCGCGCACGCCGCUGCACGAGGCACUCGCCGCCCUCGCGAAGGCGCGGCUUGCAGCCAUGGCUUGGGCGGCCACCGUCUUCUCGCGCGACGACGUGCCCACGCGCCUCGUCUGCUUGGCCGGCGCCGCCGACGAGCGGCCCGAGGGAGCGGAGGGGUCGCUUUCCGAGCGGUCGACGGAGCGCGGCCGGCUGAGCUCGCUCUCCGCUGGCUGGCCUCCGUUUGCCGAGGUGGUCCGAGCCAUCCUCGGGCGAGUGGCGCUCACGCGGCUCGACCACGCCGCCGGCGGCGUGUGGGAGGUGCCGCUCCUCGACCCGGGCUCGGCCGAGGCGGAGGGCGGCGAGGGGCCGCCGCCGCUGCCGACGCAGGCGACGGGCGAGGCGCUCCGGUACGCGCUCGACUGCCUCCGCGCGGAGGCGGUGGCGCUGCUCCCAGGCGAGCCCCCGGAGACGGCCGUCGGCUCACGGCUCGCGGUGAUGUUGCGCGCGUCGGACGCCGCGGGCGGUGUGCCCGGAGUCGGCGCCGGCGCGCGGGAGCUGAUGGCGCUGCUCGGCCGCUCCCUCUUUGCGCACCACGGCGACCGCGAGCUGCUCGCGGCGGCCGCGACGUCGCUGCACACCCUGGUCACCGGGGCCGUGGACGCCGCCUCCAAGGUGCAGGUGGCGGAGGCGGCUGCGCUGGGCGCGCUGCCGCGGCGCGUGGCCGAGGCGGAGGAGCCGCUCAAGAACGUCGCUCUGUCGUCGUCCUUCGCGUCCGACAGCACGCAGCGGCUGCUCUGCGAAGCGCUCGCCGCUGGGGCAAAGGCGCUGCCGCGCGCGCGCGCGACGGCGCUGCUCCGCUCGGUGGUUGGGAUGCUGCCCUCGCUCGACGCGGGCUGCUCCGGCCCGAGCGAGGCGAAGAGGGCCGUCGGCGCGUCGUUGCUCGCCGGCUUCCUGACGGCCCGCCUCGACCCGGCGGCUUCGUCGGUGUCGGCCGACGCGAUGGAGGAGGAGAUGACGAAGCACUCGGUCGUGGCGCACCUCGCGUCUCUGCUGCGGCGCGAGAAGGUGCGUACCACGGCGGUCCGAGCGUUGGGGCAGCUCGUCGCGGGCGACCCGCACGCGCCCUUCCGCAACGCCGCGCUGCUCGCCAUCCUCGGCAUGCACACCGUGAAAGACGUCGAGCUCCAGCUGGUCGUCGGCGACGCGCUUGCCACCCUGGCCAUGUCGCCGCCCCGCCAGGCAAGCAGCGCGCCUCCACCCGCGCUGCCGCGAAUCAAGCCGCCGGAGGCGCCAGCGGUGACGGGCACGGGCGCGGACGCCACUCUCGCCGAGCGCACCGCCGACGCCGCAACCGCUUGCGAGCUGGCGGCGGGCGACACGCUCUUGCGCUACGUGCUCGGCCGCGUGCUGCUCCAGCACGUGGUGGCAUGGGCGCCGCUCGAGCGCCAAGCUGGCGCGGCGUGGCUGCUCGCGCUUUUGCGGCAGGCGGCAAAGUCUGGGGGCGGCGAGCUUGCGGUGCGCACCGCGGCGGGCCGGAUCCAGGCGGCGCUGGUUGGCUUGCUCGCCGACUCGAACGAGGCGACGCAGGAGCUCGCCUCCAAGGGCCUCUCGGCGCUCUUCGACUGCUGCGACGAGGCGUCGCGCGCCACCAUCCUCCAGGAGCUCGUCGCCGGGCUACAGAGCUCGCGCGCCGCCAACGCCUCCGCUUCGGGCGGUGAGAUGGCCACCUACAAGGAGCUCUCCGAGAUAGCGACGUCCGUCGGCCAGCCCGCUCUUGUCUACAAGCUCAUGGAGUGUGCGGCUUCGUCGGCGGUGUGGAACACCCGCAAGGGGGUCGCCUUUGCCCUCGCUGAGCAGUCGCGCGAUGCGCUCGAGCCGCACCUGCCUUCGCUGCUGCCGACGCUCUUCCGCUACACCUUCGACCCAAACCCGCGGGUGGCGAACGCCAUGCGCCAGCUCUGGGCGGCCCUCGUGCCCGACCCGAAGCCGGCGCUCACCAAGCACCUCCAGCCCGUCCUCGAGCACCUCUGCGCUUCGCUCGGCGACCGCCUCUGGCGCGGGCGCGAGUCGGCGUGCCUCGCGCUCGCCGAGCUCCUGCCCGGCCGCACGCUGGCGGAGCUGUCGCCCACGCUCGCCCGCCUGCUCACCGCGCUGCUCCGCGUGCUCGACGACGUCAAGGAGACCGUCCGCAAGGCGGCGGAGCCGGCGUGGCGCGCGGUGUCUUCGGCUUGCGUCCGUCUCUCCGACGGCGGCCGCGCUUCGGCCUCCGACGCGGAGGCGGUGCUCGAGAUCGCGCUGCCAAUUCUGCUCGACGGCGUGCGCGCCGUGUGCACCAAGCAGCUGCUCAAGCUGGUGCAGGGCUCCGGCAAGCACUCGCUCUCCUCCAACGAGUCGUCGGCUCUCACCUACAUGCAGCAGCACGCGCCCGGCCUCGGCGUCUCGGCCGGCACCUUCGAGGCGGCUCGCGUCGCGGCGGCGCGCGCGUCGCCGGCACAUGCGGCGCUGGAGCAGUGCCUCGCCAUCAUGGACGACGCCCAGGUCGGCGCGACCGUGCCUCGCCUGUCAGAGAUCCUCGUGCGCGGGACCGGUCUGCCGGCGCGGUGCGGCGCGGCUCGCGUGGUGCUGCAGCUCGCUCGCGACCGGCAGUCCGCGCUCACGCCGCACGCGGGGAAGCUCCUCUCGGUGGCGACUCGCGCUAUCCUCGAGGAGCGCUCCGCCGCCGCCCGGCGCGCCUACGCGAGUGCGGCAGCGCAGCUCGCGCGGUUGGCCAAGCCCGAGCCGUUGGGCGAUUUGCUCCGCUCGCUGACGCAGCGGUACGUCCUCACGGCUGUCACCACCAACGAGCAGGAGGAGCGCCUGACGCUCGCAUCGCUCGUGCGCGAGCUUGGCCGCGGCGCGCCCGACGCCAUGGGUGGGCUGCGAGCCGAUUGGUUGCCGCUGGCUUUCAUCGGCCGGCACGAGCCGCGCUGGGAGGCGGAGCGGCAGGAGGCUGGUAAACAGCACGAGGCCGGCGCCCUUGCGAGCGUGUGGGAGGAGGCAUACGACGAGGGGGGCGGCAAUGCGGGUGCCGCCGCCUCGCACCUGCAGGAACUGCUUGCGCUCCUGCGUACGAUGGUCGAUGGCCAGUCGUGGGCGUUGCGCCGUGCUGCCGCGGCCGCGCUCAUCGAUCUCGCGAACCUCUCGUCCGGUGCGCUCAAGAAGCGGCCCGACGCCGCGUCCCAAUUCGAGCUGCUUGCGGCGUCACUCCGCGAGUCCUCUCGCCGCUGGGACGACAAGGAGGCUCUUCUCCCAAAACUCAACGCUUGCUUUCCCCCUCCGCCGACGCCGCACGCAGCACCGCCGCCCACGGAGAGCGCCGACAUGUGA